This is a messenger RNA of Silurus meridionalis, 1732 nucleotides long. It is a transcript of the gene abhd18, whose product is annotated as abhydrolase domain containing 18. NCBI's taxonomy places the organism in Eukaryota, Metazoa, Chordata, Actinopteri, Siluriformes, Siluridae. The record is from RefSeq and is a predicted model, not a curated record. Bases 37 to 1329 code for a protein of 430 amino acids. The transcript has 13 exons.
UUUCGAAGUGUUAGGGCAGAUGCCUUGUCCUUGCUGAUGGGGGUGAGCCGGUUUGACCUGCUCUACCGAAGGCUCCUCCUCACUAAACUCUUCAUCCGAGGAUGGGGAAAGCCAGAGGACCUGAAAAGGAUAUUUGAGUUUAGGAAAAUCAUCGGAGAUCGGGAAAAGUGUAAGAACCUUGUGCCACGGGAUUAUCCAGUUUUUAUUGACAAGGUUGAGGAACACUCGGACUGCAGAAUCCACAGCGGCCACUUCAUUUCCCCUCUCGAACACUUUGUCCCAGGCAUUCUGCCCGCCGAGUCGGUGAAAGCCAGCUUUCAGUUUAUAGUUCCCAGAAAAUGGAAGAAGCACAGACCUGUGUGUAUUCAUCUGGCUGGAACUGGAGAUCACUUUUUCUGGAGGAGACGGACCCUCAUGGCCAGACCCAUGAUCAAAGAGGCAGGAAUGGCGUCCCUGCUGCUGGAAAACCCGUAUUAUGGAUACAGAAAACCUAAAGACCAGACGCGCUCCAGUCUGAAGAACGUAUCGGACCUGUUUGUGAUGGGCGGAGCUCUCAUCCUGGAGUCAGCCGCUCUCCUGCACUGGUUGGAGAGGGAGGGCUUCUGGCCGCUGGGAAUGACCGGCAUCUCCAUGGGAGGUCAUAUGGCAUCUUUAGCCAUAACCAAUUGGCCGAAGCCGAUUCCUCUGAUCCCGUGUCUUUCUUGGACUACUGCUUCGAACGUUUUCACCACCGGAGUGUUGAGUAGAGCCGUGAACUGGAGGGAGCUGGAGAAACAGUACGCCACACACACCGUCUACGAGGACGAGAUCAUCCACAUGCUGGAGUACUGCGGGACAGAUUCGUUCCGGAUGGGCCAGGAUUUUGUGCGGGACGCUCCGGGAAGCUUCGAUAAACUCUCCAACGUAUCCCUGAGGCCGGAGCUGCUACUGCAGCAGAGGGACGGGCUGGAGCACAUCGUGUCUUCCUCCAUCGGCGGUAAUCGGAAUCACGUCGACGCACUUCACAGCAAGAGCGUGAGCCAGAGCGCAGGUCAACGUCGCUCGCUGCAGCGCGAGUCGCUCUGCUUUAUGAAGGGCGUGAUGGACGAGUGCACACACAUCGCCAACUUCUCAGUACCAGUGGAUCCCAGUCUGAUCAUCGUCGUCCAGGCUAAAGAGGACGCCUACGUGCCUCGCUCGGGCGUGCGCAGCCUGAAUGAGGUCUGGCCUGGCUGUGAGGUUCGCUACCUCAACGGGGGGCACGUUACUGCUUAUCUGUUUAAACAGGCAGUGUUCAGACGGACCAUUUACGAUGCCUUCGAGCGAUUUGUUCAGAAGUAUUCCCGAUGAUUCUUAUGAUAGCAACGGAUCAGAACCUAAACCUCGCUCGCCACAUCAUGGUGCUACUGAAGACCCAUUAAAUACUUACAUAUCAUGACAGAAUAAUGUUUCUAUAAAUUUUGAUGACAAACCACCUCAUCUUUUUUUUUUUUUUAAACCUCCUCAGCCUUUUCUUUAAACCCCAGAUGCAUUAUUUAUUAAUUACAAAUCACUGCCAAUCAUAUUGGAGCAUCAAAUUAUAAAUCAUGUUUUAUGAUUUGGAAUGAAAGUAUUAGCUGCUGCAACGGUAAUAUUAUUACUAAUUAUUUUUUAACCCCUUGAACGAUUUGUUUCCUACGUGUAAUAAUUACUUUUUCAUACCUAAAUUUUUGGAUCUUAACUCUAAAAUAAAAAAGCACAUUUUGAGGACUGA